UGCAUAGAAACCAAACCGAGUCGUCUGGGACGUCGUGUAUCUAAAAUCUUCUACUGUGUGAGCUUCAGUUUCAUUGUUAUUUUACUCAAGACAGGGCAGAAUACAUCUGGAAACCAAGUGUAUUACCUGUCAUUUAGAGGUGCAGUCAAUGCUAAUUCUCUUAGCGGCUCUGGGUCCUUACCGUAGCGUUCUUCGUUUGCCUCCGUCUGUUUGCUGUUGCGAGAGUGACGCGCGAAAAGUAGCAAGUAAAAUCUCACAGCCGACUUUUACAUGUAACCUGUGACGAUUGCUGUGCUGUUGUUGGUUUCAGUGAUGUCCGAAUUUACUGGACUGCACGAGCACUGACAAAGUUUUCAGACGAGAAACCGGUUGACACCAUGUUAAAUCCAGCUAACCGGUGCCAAGAAGCUAGCUAACUAAAGCCGUGGUUAUUUAGCAGCUGAUCCAAACAGACUCGGUUCGAAGCUUUAACAGAAACUCCUCCGGUGUUUAUACAAGAACUUACAAAAGAGGUAGAAAGAAAUCUGAUGGCUAACGACGUUGGCAGCAUCCCUGAACUGGACCAACAGAAAUAUGACGCCGAAGAACAAGUUAAGAUCAUCUGUCUGGGAGACAGUGCUGUUGGUAAAUCCAAGCUGAUGGAGAGGUUCCUUAUGGAUGACUAUUGUCCCCAGCAGCUGUCAACCUUUGCUUUGACUCUCUACAAAUACACAGCUACUGUUGGAAACAAGGCCGUAGUGGUUGAUUUCUGGGACACCGCUGGUCAGGAGAGGUUUCAGAGCAUGCAUCCUUCAUACUACCAUAAAGCACACGCAUGCAUCUUGGUUUUUGAUGUUCAAAGGAAGAUCACCUAUAAGAAUUUAGUCACUUGGUAUAAAGAGCUGAGGGAGUACCGACCAGAGAUACCCUGCUGUGUGGUUGCCAACAAAAUCGAUGCUGAUAUGAAAGUGACACAAAGAAGUUUUAACUUUUCAAAGAAACACGGGCUUCCAUUUUACUUUGUCUCAGCUGCUGAUGGGACCAACGUAGUUAAGAUGUUCAGAGACAUGAUAAAGAGGGCGGUGGACUACAAGCAAAACCCCAGUGACUUCAUGGAUGAAGUUAUGCAGGAGUUAGAGAACUUUGACCUGCACAAGAAAGAGGAGAACUCGGAGGCAGAAGAGGAUGGAUUAAAAGCAGAGAGUCCAGAGUUAGAUUGAAAGUCUUUUUUUUUUUCACAUCAACUUUUCCAAACUUUGAAUCUUAUUGGCACUUUUACUCUGUGUUUGAUAUUUCCGAUUCCCCAUCAUCGACCCUGUCAAACAGCACAUUAUGUGUUGUGUAAUUUCUGCUUAUUAAGUUAUUGAAUUGUAACCUUCCUUUUUCAGGGUGGCACACAAUUGUUUAGGCAGGUUUUAACAUUUGUUCAGUAAAAACAGAAAAAUAAACCUAAUGAAGUAAUUAGCCUUUGUCUUAUUUACCAGGUUCACUCUGUUUUAGCCUCAUCAUUUAUACUCCAGACUGCAUAUCUUUUUUUAAUAGUAGAAUGUUUACUCAUGAGUAGAAACAUCUACUUCAUGUAAUAAACAAUGUGAAGCAUGAAAAGCUGACACAGCGAAGAGAAUGUGCAAUUAUAAACUGGAUUUCCCGCUGUUCUCAGUGAUUGUGUCGUGUUGUGCGCAGCUGAAUUUGUUGGCUGCUUUACUUGCAUUAAUUUUAUGAUGUAAAUUAAAUUUUUUUGUGCGCUUUGUAAAUGAAAGCUUAAUGUACCAUAAAAGAACUGUUAACAUGA
Messenger RNA from Austrofundulus limnaeus, 1771 nucleotides. It is a transcript of the gene rabl2, whose product is annotated as RAB, member of RAS oncogene family-like 2. NCBI's taxonomy places the organism in Eukaryota, Metazoa, Chordata, Actinopteri, Cyprinodontiformes, Rivulidae. Bases 528 to 1199 code for a protein of 223 amino acids. Gene Ontology annotation, molecular function: GTPase activity; GTP binding. The record is from RefSeq and is a predicted model, not a curated record. The transcript is spliced from 8 exons.